This is a messenger RNA of Helobdella robusta, 822 nucleotides long. RefSeq lists its product as hypothetical. The transcript has 3 exons. The coding region runs from base 1 to 822 and encodes 273 amino acids. Lineage: Eukaryota; Metazoa; Annelida; Clitellata; Rhynchobdellida; Glossiphoniidae. The record is from RefSeq and is a predicted model, not a curated record.
AUGGAAGUGAGAUGUGGUUGUUUCAUAUCGAGCCACCAAGGUCAGUCGUUGACCUUUGAGAGUUCAAGGAAAGGCUGCAGUCUUGUUCCGGAAGUAUUUAUAUGUUGUGGAAGUAUAGGAUACACCUCAAGGCAGAUCUGCUGCAUCGACAAACACGACCAUUUUGCUCCCUCUUUCGUGGAUAAGUGCCGCAUGACUAACCAGCAGUUCGAUAGCGUUGAAAAGUUGUUCGGAGCUGACAGCGUGGCUUUCCACAGAAGCAUCUACAAGAAGAACUUCACCGAUGAUGACUACGUGUCUGCCAUGCAAAAGUCCAACUUGAUGUUUAUCUUGAUGAUGACGCUGGGUUUCUUCACAGUGCCCGUUUUGAUGGUGUGUGCUAAGGUGUGUCUGCAACGAUUGGAUGCCCGCAUCAGCUUGUGGUUCCGCUACCAGCAAAAUGAAAUGUUCAGUAGGGAACCAAGUCCCUUACCUGCCGUCCCACUAAACGAGACCUACUCACUGCCCUUAGCCUCCCAGCCAAACACACUGGUGGACAUGCACUCCUUUGUCCCUGUAUCAUUCGUCUUCCAACCUCCGCCCUACAGCACAACUCCGAAAGAACCGCCAAAAUACUCGACAUUGUUUCCAAUUAUUGCCACCGAAAUUAAUGGAGAUGGCGGCAAUGAAGCUUGCAACGUUGAUGCUUGUUCCGCUGGUGUCAUCCAGAUGCAAAGUGUCCCCGCUAACAUGGAAAGUAGCUCCGCUAAUGCUGCUGCUGAUGGUCGUCUGUUCGAUAGAGACGAUAGGCAAGCCGGCCGAGAAGCGAAUUCAACUCAUUAA